This is a messenger RNA of Cavenderia fasciculata, 1035 nucleotides long. RefSeq names its product O-methyltransferase family 2 protein (gene omt12). NCBI's taxonomy places the organism in Eukaryota, Evosea, Eumycetozoa, Acytosteliales, Cavenderiaceae. The transcript is spliced from 2 exons. The record is from RefSeq and is a predicted model, not a curated record. Gene Ontology annotation, molecular function: O-methyltransferase activity. The coding region runs from base 1 to 1035 and encodes 344 amino acids.
AUGAUGAGCUCAAAAGAUUCGGAAUUCCAAACAAUCAAUGAUUUGAUUGAUAUUGCUAAUGGAUUUACCAGAGCCAAAUCAUUGCACGUUGCCGCCGAGUUGGACAUUGCCUCACAUCUCAAGGAAGGUCGUAAGAGUGCCUUUGACAUUGCCAAGACCAUUGGUUGCAACGGCGAGUUCCUCUACCGUUUGAUGCGUGCCCUCACCACCAUGAGCAUUUUCCACGAAGAGGAAGAGUAUGGCUACUUUACUCAAACCGAACACUCAAAGCUCUUGCUCAACGAGAAUGUCCGUAACAUCAUCCUCUUAAAGUGCAACUUUGACCAUUACCGUGGAUGGGAGAACUUCCUCGACACUGUCAAGACUGGCAGCGCCCAACCAUACGCCUCUCUUGGCAUCCAAGGUGACUACUGGGACUACAUGAGAGAAAAGCCAGAAGAAGGUCUCCGUUUCCGUAAGGGUAUGUCUGGUUACACCAACUAUGUUAACCAACGUGUCGUAGCCACUGGUGAUUUCAAGGGUUUCGAUACUGUUUGUGAUAUUGGUGGUUCUCAAGGAGUUUUUAUUCAAGAAAUUCUUAGACAAAAUCCAACUAUCAAGACUGGUAUUAAUUUUGAUUUACCAUAUGUAUGUGAAAAGAACAAGUUAUUGGAACGUCAAAACAUUGACCCAAGAUUCAAAGAGGUAGAAGGAUCAUUCUUUGAGGCUGUCCCACCUGCCAACCUCUACACCAUCAAACGUGUCUUGCACGACUGGAAUGAUGAACACUCUAAAAAGAUUCUUACCUCGAUCCACAAGGCAAUGCUUCCAGGUGGCAAGGUAUACAUCUUUGAUGCUGUCCUCGAUACCAUCAACAAGAACUGCUACAACAUUGUUGCUUGGAUGGAUUUGUCCAUGAUGCAAUUGGUUUCAGGAAAAGAAAGAUCAGAACGUGAAUGGGAAGCCCUCGUCUCUUCGGUUGGUUUCAAGAUUGAAAAGGUUAUCAAGACUCAAGAUCCAAUGUUACCACCAAUCACCAUUAUUACCAAAAUUUAA